Molecule: messenger RNA, 3179 nt
Organism: Macadamia integrifolia
Lineage: Eukaryota; Viridiplantae; Streptophyta; Magnoliopsida; Proteales; Proteaceae
Product: protein CfxQ homolog
Exons: 6
Coding region: 1633-2964 (443 amino acids)
Molecular function (GO): ATP hydrolysis activity; ATP binding; protein binding
Source: RefSeq, a predicted model, not a curated record
UCUCUCUCUCUCUCUCUCUCUGGAAUGUACUAUUCUUGCACGGGUCAUUGCAGGGGAAGCGCUGAGAUGGGUUUCUAUUUGGCGCUUAUCUGUCUCUUUUUCUCUUUCUUUCAUGAAUUGGGUGGUGGUACUUUUUCUUGCAUUUGGAUGCAUUUGUGGAUUUCAUGAACUGGGUUUUGUCUGAUGGUUGUUUUUUGUGUCAUUCUUGUUUGAUCUUUUGUUAUAGAGCGGACACAAAGAUCUGCUUCGUGUGUGUUUCGUAUUUUUUGGGGUUGAUUUCAUCCAUUUCUUUUAAUCUUCUUGCGUUUCCUUCCCUGUUUCCCUUCUUAAUUAAGAGUUCGCACCUUUUUAUUGAAUAUGGGAGCAAUAGCAACUUUCUUUCUAUUGGGAAUAAUCCCAUGUUGAAAAACUCUUAAGACCCAGUAUGAAUUCAUACAGAGCCCUCCACUUUACAAUUUAAGACUUUGGAUUGGAUACGAAGUUAAUGAUACAUUCAUGUAAGGUCACUCCAAAGAUUGGAAAAUAAUGGCAAUUCGUCCACCUAACAGCUUAAACUUUUGAUUUGAACACUUCAACACUCUCUUUUCCUACUUAGAAUCUAGGAUUUCUAUUGUCUGAGCCUCAAGUUUUGAAUCAUUAUAUGUCAACACUUGUCUGGCAACUCAGAGGCAUGGUCUUAUACUUUCUGUAUUCCACUUUUGGGCUCUUAUGUCUCUCUUUAUUGGAAUUUUGAUCCAUUAGUUCCCUCUUAACUGGGUUAAUUAGUGCACUUUUAAUAAGUACAGUGUGUCGUAAAAGAAGGGCAAACCAUCCUUCUUCCCCGUUCUUUUUGGAGCAUUAGUUGUUUGAUUUACCUCUGAGUUCUCUGUACUCUCUGAACAUUCUAUCUGCGGAGCUUGGUUGAUUCUUUCUUGCUCCUUCCCCCCAUUUUUUUUUUUAAAAAGAGAUCUUAGAUGUUAAUUUCUAAGCCAUCAAAGUCAGUCUCAUAUUAAUUAUUUUUGGGUCUUAUUUCUUGUAGUUUAUGAAUCCAUAUGUUUUUCUCUAUUAUAGCACCAAAUAAUGGAGAUGUACUUCUUUCAUACUGCUGAAACAACUAAAGAGAUGAUGAAGCAAAAACAAUAGUCACACUCACAAGAUAACAUCUUUCUAAUUGUCAUUUCACUUGUCACACUCACAAGCUAACAUCUUUCUAAUUGUCAUUUCACUUGUCCUUUUUUAAGCCUUUGGUUCACCAUCUGGGAAUUCAUAUUAUUUCACCUGUCCUUAAGUUUGCUAGUUGGAAAUUAGUAUCUGCUAGUUUGGCAUCUGAAUCUCGACCAUAAUCACUAGUCAACCUGUCUCUCUGGUUCUUACCAAAAGAAUAAAAAAACCUGUUUCUCAGGUUAAUAGGACAUUUCUCAGAGGAUCUUUUUGGGGCCUUUACCAUCUUUGCUGGGGGUUAAGUCCACCCUAAAUAAUCUUAACCAUCAGAUUCAGGGUUUGUUUCCUGUGCUCAUACCCUUUUCUGGUAACUGUGAUUCAGAGUAAUUCAGGAUUAAACUUAAAUUGCCUUGUUUUUACUAUUAUAUUAUGAACACUCUUUAGCAAGUGUAGCCAGUGAUUGUUUCUUUACAAUUGUUUGCUUGAACUCUGAUGGCAUGCACACCACUUCAUAUUUCUGCUGGUUACAAUAAUGUCGAGAUAGUUAAGCUUCUGCUUGAUUGGCGAGGAACAGAAAAGGUUGAGUUGGAGGCCAAAAAUAUGUAUAGACAAACCCCAUUGCAUACGGCUGCAAAGAAUGGUCGUAUUGAUGCAGCAAAAGUGCUUCUUGAUCAUGGUGCUAUUGUAGAGGCUAAAGAUGAUAAUGGAAUGACUCCCUUGCACGUUGCAGUAUGUUACGCAUACCGUGCUGCUUUUUCCCCAAAUGUCGAGUACAAUGGUGAUCAUUUCCUAACUGUGAAGACAUUGCUCGAGUACAAUGCUGAUUGCAGUGCCAAGGACAAUGAGGGCUUUACUCCACUGAAUCAUCUAUCACUAGGUCCACAAGGUGAAAAGAUGCGGGAGCUUUUCCAUUUGCAUAUUAAACAGAAGAGGAGAAGCGAAGCCAUUGGACCCCGCGGUGACAUGAAAGAGAAUAUGGAUAAAAUUGAAGAGACAUUAGCAAAUCUUGUGGGGUUGCAUGAGCUCAAGCUACAACUACGAAAAUGGGCUAAGGGAAUGCUCUUAGAUGAGAAGCGGAGAGCCCUUGGGCUAAAAGUUGCUGCACGGAAGCCUCCUCAUAUGGCAUUCCUUGGAAAUCCUGGAACAGGUAAAACAAUGGUUGCUCGAAUUCUUGGAAGACUACUCUAUAUGGUGGGAAUUUUACCUACUGACAUAGUAACUGAAGUGCAGAGGAGUGAUUUGAUUGGAGAAUAUAUUGGGUAUACAGGACCCAAGACUAGAAGAAAGAUCAAGGAAGCAGAGGGAGGAAUUCUCUUUGUGGAUGAAGCCUAUCGUCUGAUACCCAGUCUGAAUUCUGAUGAUAAGGACUAUGGGUUGGAGGCCUUAGAGGAGAUCAUGUCUGUCAUGGACAGUGGAAAAGUCGUCGUCAUAUUUGCUGGCUACAGUGAACCAAUGAAUCGGGUAAUCUCCUCAAAUGAAGGUUUCCGCAGAAGAGUGACCAAAUUCUUUUUCUUUAGUGACUUCAGUUCUAAAGAACUAGCUCAGAUGCUCCUUCUAAAUCUGAAAAAUCAAGAAGAAUGCAGUUCACUGUAUGGGUUCAAGUUGCACCCAUCAUGUACUGUGGAUGCCAUCACAUAUCUGAUAGAGAAAGGAACGACAGAGAAGCAGCGCAAGGAAAUGAAUGGAGGCCUAAUAGAUUCAUUGCUUGUCAACGCUAGAGAGAACCUGGACCUUAGGCUUGAUUCUGAUUCUGAAGAUGCAGAUAAGCUAAUUACAAUCACCCUUAAAGAUCUAGAAGCAGGCCUUCGGUCGCUAUCCCAAUGAGCGGGGUUGAGUCUAAAAUCAAAUAUGCAUUUGCCCAUUGUUGCCAUUGUGUUUCUGUUCUGCUUUUGAUAUUCAUUGGAUUCAAGUCUAGAAGGGAAGGGAUUGAGUCUGGUUAAAUGUUUCUUGAUUUUGAACAGAUUACUCCCAAUUUAGGCCAUUGCCUAUGUAUAAAAUUCGGUAUAUGAAUAAUAUGCAAAAUCAUUACAUCUGCUACA